This is a messenger RNA of Cutaneotrichosporon oleaginosum, 859 nucleotides long. RefSeq lists its product as uncharacterized. Gene Ontology annotation, cellular component: PAM complex, Tim23 associated import motor. Gene Ontology annotation, molecular function: adenyl-nucleotide exchange factor activity; protein-folding chaperone binding; protein homodimerization activity. The record is from RefSeq and is a predicted model, not a curated record. Gene Ontology annotation, biological process: protein folding; protein import into mitochondrial matrix. Lineage: Eukaryota; Fungi; Basidiomycota; Tremellomycetes; Trichosporonales; Trichosporonaceae.
CGAGUACUCUCGAUUUCUCAACUCUCUCUUCUAUCAUCUUCCAAUCCACCAUUAGCACCAUGCUCGCCCGCUCCGCCGCCUCCAGCCUCCGCGCCGCCGUCGCGCGCCCCGCGCCCCGUGCCGCGCGCGCCGCCCUCGCCGUCCGCUUCAACUCGACCGAGGCUGCGAAGGAGGAGCCCAAGGAGGACGAGAACACGAAGAAGAUCGCCGAGCUCGAGGCCAAGGUCAAGGAGCAGGAGAAGGAGAUGCAGUACCUCCGUGCCGACUACCAGACCAUGUCGCGCCGGGUGCAGGAGGAGCGGGCGAAGGCGACCGACUUUGCGAUUGCCAAGUUUGCGCGCGAGCUCGUGGGCACGACGCACGUGCUGGGGACAGCGCUCAAGCACACGCCGAAGCCGAUCGAGAAGGGCAGCGCGCUCGCGAACCUGCAUGACGGCGUGGAGCUGACACGCAAGAAUCUGCUGCAGACGCUCGCGCACAACGGGAUCACGCCGAUGGGCGAGCUGGUCGGCACGCCGUUCGACCCGAACUCGCACGAGGCGAUUUUCCAGGUGCCUGCGGCGGUUGCGCCGAAGAAGAGCGACGGGAGCGAGCGCGGGCCCGGCGAGAUUAUCGAGGUCCAGAAGGAGGGGUGGAUGAUCAAGGAGCGCGUGCUCGUGCCCGCCCAGGUCGGCGUCGUGCAGAUGGAGUAAGAGCCGGCACUGGUGUCGGCCCCAAAGACAGGGCUUAGAAGGACAUAAGUGAGCGGAGGGAGGCUGCCGCCGCUGGGCGCGGCCAGGGCGGACCAGGCGGAGCAUGUACACCAGUAAUACCAGUACUGUACUACGACCUUUUGCAUGCAGCACCACUUCUCAGCAGU